UCUUUUCACCCUCACAACUUUAUCAAUGGAUUUUGUUUCAAUGUGUUUUGGUGUAAAUGCCUCUUCCUCUCUCCCUGCAGUACCAAUCAUGGCCAGAGUCAAUGACACUCACAGCCAGGGCUGUAGAACCGUGUUUGGACACUAGGGACACGUCAUGCGGUUAAGCUAAAUAUGGCUGAGGUUUGCUAACGUAGCUGUUUUCCAUUUGUUUUGCCUUCGUCAGGUCAAGUACAAAAGUCAGUGAUGUUAUUUACAUUUGGAUUUUUGAAUUUAACCACAGUGGGACCUGCGUGUCCGUGUGUUCAUUUGUAUGCGUGUUAUUUUUACUUAUUAUUUUCAUAUUUUCAUGGAAUCUGCUGAGACACACGUAGAGAACAAUUACAGUUAGAGAAACAUUGAGUCGUCAUCAGUCGUUCGUACCAACGUGGUACCACCUGGGUGCCCCUCAUGGAGCCCGUGGUGGGGUAGGUUCUAGCAGUAAAACUGGCCAACAAGACCAGACGUGCUGAAUCAGUUACAUUUAUAUUUGUACAAGUGGGUUCAGUUAUCACGGUAAGAAGAGCGCCUCCUACUGGACGCCCCAGAACCUGACAGUGCAGAGUGAUUGGUUACAAAAUGAUGAUUACAUCAUUCAAGUGUGUAUCAAAACGUAGCUCUUCGGAUUUGUCAGUACCGUUUACAUAGGUCUCAGUUUAAAGAAAGGUCGGUGACCCCUGCUUUAACCUUUGACAUUAAAUUCUGGUAUUUUCUUUAGAUAUUCAGAUAUGAAAUAUAAACAUGUCAAUGACUGUUUUUUCUUUAUUAUUGUCAAUAAUUGUUUAGUUGUUUGUAGCCUGAACAUAGUCUCACGUUGUAGAGAUCAGAUUGUGGUUGAAUGUGAGUCUCUCUCUACGACCCUGUGAUGGAUCAGCCUGAAAACCCUGAACAGGAUUAGGAAUAGAAUAUAAAUAAACGGAAUUUGUUUCAUUUUCCCAUAGACCUGAAAUGUAAGUCAAGUUAGAAACUCUUUUAUAUGUGUAUAUAUAUAUGUGUAUGUAUAUAUAGCAGAGGCAUUAAGGGAAGUCAGAGUUGCGUGAGAAUGCACAAACAAACAGCAACAAAAGGUGAUAGACUCCAGGAUGACGACUGAUGCCUGUUUGUCACCUGAGGUAAAAUGUGAAAAAACAAAAAUAAACUGUAAAGAGCGAUCAACUGGGAGGGAUCAUAUCCUGUAUAAAUACGACACUGGACGAACGUCCUGCACAGCAUACACUUGGUUUUCCAGUCUAAGAGUGAAAGGAAAUCAAUACAAGAUGGAGAGACUGUUCUGUUUGGUUGUUGCUCUUGCAACAUGUGCUGCUCACAUAGAUCUAUCAGGAAAAGCAUUUAUUUUCCCCAAGGAGACCGACACGGAUCACAUAAAACUCCUGACACCCAAAACCGAGUUUACCGCCCUCACCAUCUGUAUGAGGUUUAUCUCCGAUCAGACGAGAACCUACAGUCUCUUCUCCUUGGCUACUCCAACAAAUUUUAACGCCAUGCUGAUCUACAAAACCAGGUUUGAUGUCCUCAGAAUCUUUGCCUUGGACCACAGUGUAGAAUUCACAUCACUGCCAAUGCCAGAGAACACGUGGCACUCUCUGUGUGUCACCUGGGAGUCUGGUGACGGACUGGCUCAGCUGUGGAUAGAUGGUAAACCAAGUGUGAAGAAAUUCCUCAUAUCAGGAACGCCCAUCAGAGGUCAUCCCAUCACCAUUCUGGGUCAAGAACAAGACGCUCAUGGUGGAGGUUUUGUUGCGUCUCAGUCUUUUGUCGGUAUGAUCUCUGAUCUCCACGUGUGGGACAACGUCCUGUCUCCCAUUGAAGUCCAACGCUACAUGAAGAGCAAACAAUUCACCCCAGGAGAUGUGUUCAACUGGGGGUCCCUCGACUAUGCAACCACUGGGGAGGUCUUUGUUGAUGAUGACCCAGAAGAUCAGCCAUGGUAGACCACCGUUCACCACAUUUGUUGCAAUAUCAU
This is a messenger RNA of Cynoglossus semilaevis (tongue sole), 1999 nucleotides long. RefSeq names its product C-reactive protein-like. NCBI's taxonomy places the organism in Eukaryota, Metazoa, Chordata, Actinopteri, Pleuronectiformes, Cynoglossidae. The transcript is spliced from 4 exons. Bases 1119 to 1967 code for a protein of 282 amino acids. The record is from RefSeq and is a predicted model, not a curated record.